Thamnophis elegans (Western terrestrial garter snake) is the source of this 834-nucleotide messenger RNA. RefSeq names its product outer dense fiber of sperm tails 3 like 1 (gene CIMAP1C). The coding region runs from base 1 to 834 and encodes 277 amino acids. The transcript is spliced from 4 exons. NCBI's taxonomy places the organism in Eukaryota, Metazoa, Chordata, Lepidosauria, Squamata, Natricidae. Gene Ontology annotation, cellular component: cytoskeleton. The record is from RefSeq and is a predicted model, not a curated record.
AUGGCAGCCUCUGCCCUGAAGAAACCCAACGAGAAAGCUGCUCGCUUCAUCAAGCCUGGGUGCUCUCCAAAUCCAGCCAGAGCACCAGUAAGCCAGAAAAAGUACGCCUUAAUCAGUGCCAAAUUUAAAGGUCCAGGACCUGGGAAGUAUAACCGAUGGCCUUGUACUGGUAUUAAGAACCACGACUCCACCAAGUAUGCUGAACCAGCUUAUACCAUGCGGGUGAAGUCCAGCCCGAAAACCAUCAUGGUUCUGGAGAGCCCCGGACCUUGUUACUAUGUGGAUCCUAGUAUUUCCCGCUUAGGGAUAUGGAGGCCGGUCUCCUUCUUCAUACGACAGCGAGGAAAGAGCACAAAUGUAGUGAUAACUCCUUCCCCGAAUGAGUAUCACGUGGAGAAACUGCACCCUAUUGACGAAGCGAAUGCUCCCUCGUAUACCAUCGGUGCGAGAACGCCCUACUGGCUGAACAGCCCAAAUCCGGCUCCCAACAAAUAUGCAAUGCCUGAGACGCUGGGCCCCAAGGUGCCCAAUAAAAGGGCAUACCCCUGCCCGUCGAUCUCUUCCAUCGCUCCCGGGCGAGAUUAUGUGGUGAGAAAAGGGCCUGGCCCAGCCGCCUACACUGUUCCAGAGCCAGACGUUUACUUGCGACAUCAACCAUCCUAUACAAUGUCUCAAAGGUUGAUUCCUUCCUGCAAGGAACAUACGCCGGGGCCUCUGGACUAUUGCGCGGAACGGGUCACCCUCCACAAGCCCAGAGCCCCAUGCUUCAGCCUGGGUGUUCGCCACUCCGAAUAUUCCCAUGGCACGCCUACGGUUUGCCUCAUCCAAGAGUGA